Molecule: messenger RNA, 6759 nt
Organism: Gordionus sp. m RMFG-2023
Lineage: Eukaryota; Metazoa; Nematomorpha; Gordioida; Chordodea; Parachordodidae
Product: ral GTPase-activating protein subunit alpha-1-like
Exons: 36
Coding region: 313-6447 (2044 amino acids)
Biological process (GO): regulation of small GTPase mediated signal transduction; positive regulation of GTPase activity
Cellular component (GO): cytoplasm; nucleus
Molecular function (GO): GTPase activator activity
Source: RefSeq, a predicted model, not a curated record
AAUAAUUAUAGAAAUUACAAUGAUGAUGUUAUUCUAGAUAACACAUUUAUAUCAUUGAUACCAUCAAUUACAAAUGAUAGUAGAUACAAUGAAUAUUAUUCAAAAAUUUGUGAUAAAUUAAUAUUAAAAACUGGGAAUUUUUUUUUAACUUCAAACAAUCUAAAUAUUAUAUCUGGCUUACCCACACCAGCAAAGAAUAAUCAGCCACUGGCACCAAAAGAAAUCAUACCACAUGCACUUUACCCCUCAGAUUUAACACCUAUAUUCCCAGCUGGAGAUAAUAAUUUCACUACAGCACAAGCAAUACAUUUGAUGGAGCUUAUCCUUGAAACAAGUAUUUGGGAGAUUAAUAAUAUAAUGUGGCAUGACGAUUCCCUAAAACUUAUCAGCUUAAAAACAAUAUUUUACAAAAUAUCUAACCUGAUUUAUCCACGCAUAUUUCCCAUGAGUCCACCGAAAUACAAUAUUGAUCUCUAUUCUCUAGACUACAAUCCACUUUUAAUUUUGGCCAAUAACGAGCUUACACUUCCUAGCCUUAGCCAUAAAAAGUCCCCCUCAAACCUAUCUACCGAAUAUCAAAGAUGUUUUUUAACAUGGCUCCUAAAAUAUUGCCGCUCCCCCAUUAAAGAACUCACUACUCACAUGAUGGAACAUCAACAUCAAGUCCACAGACAUAACCCGUCUAAAAUAUAUUUGGCCAACAACCAAUCUCACACUUUGUCUGAUAAUAAAAAUUAUAUUCCUCCCAAAACAAUGGAUCAUGAUAGUACUAGCCCGUCUGUGAAAAGCAGUAGUAUACCCUCAGCAUUUGAGAACGAAUCUUUUUACUCCGGAGAUAGUGCGAAUACCAGUACAACUCUAGGCUCUUCCGGAAAUCGUUUGGGUGAAAACACGGAACUCAACAAUAAGAUUAUAACUAUACACAUAUUCAGAGAUUUUUUGUUGAGUUCUGAUCGCCAAAAUAUCAACUUCAUACUCAACGCUAUUCGUUUGGGUUUAAGGAUGCCAACGAUAACUUACAACGUGAAAGAGCAAAUGGUGCAACUCAUUCGUUCCUGGCUAUUGGCUGAGGCAAUACCAAAUCGUUCGCGAGUUCAUAAGGAUGCUGAAUAUAGACCCUUGUUCAUGCAAGAAGAACCAGAAAUUAAUAGCAGACAAAACCCGCGGCAAAUCGAAGCAGGCUUUCAAAAGUGUGUUAGGGUGUUAUUGUGCGUCAUAGGCCAGGUAUUUCUCAUAGUACCCUCGCCGGUCCCGGACGUGACAUUGCAAUCGAUCAACAUUAAGAACAGGAUGGGAAAACCUGCGCUCACUCUCGACGAUCAAUAUGAAAUUAGCAAAAAGGUUCUCAAUCUUUUCCGACAAGUCGUAAUGGCUACCCCUUUAAACGAAAAAUCAUGGAAAUGUAUAAUCACGGCCCUGGUUAGCAUAAUAAGAAUACUAAAUAGCAAUGAUAAACCAGAUCAAGGUGGCGAUGAAAAAAAAUCAAAGUACCUCCUCAAAUAUGGCAACAAUAAACUCCUGGGAGCCUUUAUUCAGACCCUGAUGGUAACCUUUAUCAAAGCAUGUCUAAACAUUUAUGUCCCGUUAGAAAUGUGGGUGGAUCUAUCUACUACACUUGUUUCACUGAUCGGAUACGACGAACUAUUUAUUGAGUGGACGAAAACUAUGGACACCUUAUUUAAAAUAUACGCUAAACACGUGUUCGAUUUAGAUUUAUCUAAUUUACCUUCCGACCGCCUAACGGAACAGAAGGCCAAAAAAAGGCGCGGGCAAUUGCAAAACAAUGCCGUUCAUAAUCUAUCUCCUCAUGAAGAUUCAUCACAACGCACAAAUACGGAUAAUGGCGUUCAGCUCCGCACAAAAAAUAGCCGCAAAACUCCCUUUCCACCUACCACUCGAAAUAAAUUUGAUCUUAGAUCAUCGAACGUUCCUUCUAGCUUAGUAAAUAAUUUCCAGAACAACAAGGCGUCUUUCGAUUCUCAUAACAAUUUUAAGAACUAUCAUUCCCCAUUAAUCACCGCGAAUCCUAACUUUAGCGAUGCCAAAAGACCCCUUUCCAUUAAUAUACCUUCCACGCACGAAAAUAUUUUUAAAAAUGAAUAUAUUGUUAGUAAUCAUGGCGUCGAAUCUAAUGACAAGGAAGUUAUUAAAAUCCGAACCCUCAGUUACUCCGAGAGGGAUCGUGAUAUUAAUCCCAAAAAUGGCGAAAUCAAUACAGAAAAGGGCACAAAUUUAAAGGAUACAACUUGUUUAACGCAACCGGAAGGGAACGGGAAAUUUAAGGAUGUAGUUCUUAUGACGGAUGACGAAGAUGAGAUAAUCGAUCAUAACAAAGGUCAAUCCAACAACCUUCUAAAUAACGCAGUUAACCGCUUACCGUCCCAUCUCUUUAGCUUGGAAGACCGUGAAACAAUCAAAAAAAUCGAUGCUCCUCAAAGCCGCCCUGAAUCGUUUAAGGAAGAAAUACAAAUGGAAAAAGAUUCAACUUCCCUUGUUUUGUCUUCCGUUAAAUCGUUCAAUUCUAUGCCUAGCGAUGAAUCCAGUAGAACUUCCAACUCAAAAUUCGCAAACGAAAUCGUGGCAAAUAGUUUAAUGAACGGUAACGAAGAAAAUUUGAUAGCCGCGGAUUCGAGAAACGGGUCAUCUUUUGAGGUCAAGCAACAACUGCCGAAUAGGAAGGGAGAAUCGUUGCCAUCAAAUUACCCCGAACAUUUAUACGAAAACAUUGAUAUCAUUUCUCAUCUAAAUGGAAUGGGUGACCAAGCGCCCAUCAAUGAUUUUAAAAAUUUGAUCCUUGACGAAAACGAAAUUAUCACCACGAGGAUGAAUGAUUCGAAAUGUUUACCCGUUAUGUUGGGUGGUGUGGUCACCGGCUGGAACGCUAUAUCCGCCACUCUAUUGUGGAAAAGGAUGUUAGGAAUAUUGGGAAAUGUCAACACGUUGGGAGAUCAAAAGAUUAAGCUACGUUUUGCUAAUUACUUAUCCGAACUCUAUGAUAGGCUAUUAAAAAUCAGAGACAAUCAACAUAUUAUUCAUUCCGAAAAGCUUAGACCUGCCAAAACAUAUGGCCAAGAUGAAAUUGACAGUCCAAACAAAGAAAAUUACGACAACGAUUCAUAUCUAACGCUUAAUCCGCCAUUGAUUCAAUUUUUCCCAUGGGCUUUUCAGGCAUGCUCCGAUGUGCUCAUUUUAGUUCGCAAAAUGGAUUCCCAGAAAGAAGAUUUUAUUGAAAUUGAUUCCCCUUCUUUUUCGGCCUAUUUCGUGUCCGCAUUUACUUUCCUCUUCAAAAUAAUGUUUAGAAGGCACGAAACCAUUCCUCCACUCGAUAUGCUGACGAGAUUUUAUUUCAUAAUCAGCACUGGCCUUCAUCCUUUGACAGAACUGAAUACUACACUCUCUAUUCCUCCUACAAAUAUUGGUCCACGACUAAAGUAUUCCUUCGUGUUGGCGUCGACUUUGAUGCAACAAUAUUCCAAACGCAUUUAUUCUCAUUAUUUACCAGGGUCCACUUACCUCCUAUACCCUACCUUGAUUCAUUCCGCCACUGCCUUAAUUUUUUCGCAAAAUGAUCUAUACACUAACCGCGAUCUUUCCUUCUCGGAAGCUUUGAAUGAUCGAGCUAAAAGAGAAGCCUUGACAUUUUUGGGGACCAUCAGAAUUUUGUGCCUUCCUCUUAAACGGAACCAAGAAAAUUUACAACUGAUCGUUAUCAAACAUAUUUUCGAAGUGUUGAAAAAUCCGUACAUCAAGGAUACCCAAAUAAAGGUUCUUUCGAUGAAGAUAUUAACAAACUUUCUAUUCCAUCGUUAUUAUUGCAUUUUUACGAUCGAUAAAAACCUACUUAACGAUAACGACUAUAAAACCGUGGUCCAAGAAAUAUUAAUCGUGCUAUUGGAAAGUUUGAAGCACGAUAACAUAAAUAUAAAGUUAAUGGCUUGCGAAAAUUUACGCUCUUUGUCCGAGAUAUUUUAUCAUUUCGGUGGACAACUUAUUCCUAAAGACGGCCGAUCAUUUUUAUUCAAGUCCUUCUUAACCGACUCAUUACCCGAUUUCAUUAUCAACGAGAUAAGCUUAUCCAUCGAAAGAGAAGUCACGAGUCUGAAGGAUUUGAAAUCAAACUCCACGAGUUAUGACCAAGUACAACACUUGGUCCAAUCUCUAAUAUUUUGCCUAGUCGAAUAUGCCUUUUCUCUAUACCCUUCUAGAUGUAAAAUCCCCAGUAGAAUUUCAAACGAUUAUUGUAAUGGUAACGAAUUUAUGCCUUUGAUAAGCUCAAGCCGAAGGUCAUUGCCUGGUACCGAAGAAAUUGUACAAGAUCAAUUACCAGUUUUUGAUGAUGUCAGUCGGGAUUUGAUCGGUGUUGUUUUGGAGACUUUAGACAAGGUUUCCAAGGAUUUUGGACCUAAUUCUUCAUCGAUUGAGCCAAAGCUAAAGGAUUCUAACGAAACCAUUAGCAAUACUUCAAAUUCGAAUAGCGAAAUCCCAAGCGAUCCAGGCCAUGAUGUUCUGAAUUCAAAAAAUGACGAUCCCGACUCUAAGGCACCUCAAACUUCGAACAUAAUGCAAAUGGGCAAAUAUUUUUCCAAACAUCUGGUUCAUCAUCUUUGCCACUUCCCUCUUUAUAACGACGGGUAUUAUAAGCUCGAUUCAUGUAUAGAUGAAAUGAUGUCCCUUAACGUGGACGGUGAAAACUAUCGGAAGAAUCAAAUCCAAACCAAUGAAAAUGAAUGGGCUAAUAUGACGGACGUUUGUAAUUCUCCCAGUGUUCAGUUUUAUAUCUUAAACGAAACGUGUCUGCUAUCGAUGUGCGAACUGAAUACCGCGAUCGGUAAAGAGCGCGCUUAUCACCACAUACCCGAUAUACGUUUGAUAGUGAGGGACGAGUGCGGCAAAUAUGUUUGGCAUCUUGAUAAUCUUAAAUACGAUUUUUUUAAUCAACAAUUCUUGGAAGACGCGUCUAAAUACAUGGACAUAGGACUUGAUUCUUCCGCCACCUUCGAAGAUCAUUCGAUAUCUUAUAGUAAGAUAACUGAAGAAUCCGUCGAUAAAAGUGAUACUGUUACCCUUUCAAUAUCUCCCAACCUUAAAAUUUCUUCUUCCGGUUUAACUGAUGAAAGAAUUCCAGCAUCGGCAACAACUGGUCACGAUCUAUUAAAAAAGGUGCUUGAUAUUAUAUCGGCUAACGAACUCCCCAAUAGAAUGCAUAAUUAUCCUAGCAAUAUCGAUAAUCACGGGAUCGAAUAUCUCGGCAAAAAUCAAUCCAAAUAUAUUCAUUUGACUCAGUUGGCCAAGGAAUCAAGACCUCACUCAGAAUACGGCAAUAAUUUUGAAAGCAAACCAUCUUUGUGCUCUAAAUAUAAAGAAUUAACUAUACCAUUAACAACCACCGACUCUGAUAAUAAUAGUGCCACUCUACCGAAAUCCCAAAGCUUCAAUUACCCCGCGAAAGAUAGAUUGGCAAGGAAUUCUUGGUCGAGCGCCGACAAAAAUAAUUUACGAAAUUCGUCUCGAAAGUUAAUCGAUAUUUCAAAACAAAGAUCUCGUUCCCCUACUAUGCUUUUGUAUAAUUGCCGCCAAUUUUUUCGCCACAAUGAACUAUUCAACAUAAGAAAUCGAUCUGGCUUAAAUUUAAUACGCAAAAAUGGACAGUUUAUCAGGCAGCUUAAACAUCUAGAUUCCUUGAAUUGUCGAGAAACGUACAAAAUAGCUGUCAUUUACGUGGCGCACGGUCAAGAAGACAAAGCGUCCAUUCUAUCGAAUACGCGCGGUAGUAAAUCGUACGAAUAUUUUCUUUCUGGUCUCGGAAUGACUAUCGAUGUUAAUGAACAUAAAGGAUUCAAUGGUGGUUUAAUAUCGUCAGCAACAAAUAACCCUGUAUCUACGAAACAACCUUUGCAUGGCAUAUAUUACGCUACGCCUUUGACUGAGAUCAUAUAUCACGUGGCCACUAGAUUGAAUAGCGUUGAUAAAGAUGAAGAAAACAUUCAUUUUAAGAUGAAACACAUAGGGAACGACGAGAUUCACGUAGUAUGGUCCGAUCAUUUUAGGGAUUACCGAAAAUCCAUCAUUCCUACAGAGUUUUGCGAUAUUCUCAUAAUUAUAUACCCCGUGGUGGAAUACAAUCUUUUUUCGAUUAGGAUUAUUAAUAAUAGAAUUCGUGACAAGGAACAACUAAAUUUUGGUCCAUUGUUUGAUGGUGCUAUCGUCGACGAAAGCUGUUUAGCCCCUCUAGUUAGACAAACAGCUCUCAACGCUAAUCGAUAUAUCAAAUCCCAAAAUAAAUCGUUUCAGCACAAUUUCGUGGCCAGAUCUAAUUGUCUCAACAACAUCAUUUCUCACCAUAAAUUGCCAUCCUCUUUCGAAAAUUUAGUAUUUUCGUCAUUUUAUUCUCAAAAUCAGAGCAAGGAAGAAACAAAAAUCAAAACUCAAUUAUUGGAUGAAAUUUAGAUAAACAAGCGCUUAUUUUUCUAGUUAAUCAAAAAUAUAAUAAUAUUUUUAAGCACCUAUAAAUAAGAGAUAGUAGCACCACUGAAUUCAUUAUAUAAUUAUGACAUCUUUUUUUGUAUUUCUUAAAUGUUUAAUCAAAUGCAAAAGUAUUAAUAUAAAUUAUUAUUGCACCAACAAAAAAAAUCUUAUAAACGGCUAUCAUGGACUAUAUAUUUUUUUAAAAUUAUAUUAAAUUAAUAUAUAUAUAUUUAUUAUAUCUCACAUCUGUAUAAUUAUUUAUAAUAAAAUAAAAUUUAUGGUUAUAUAAUCUAG